Messenger RNA from Conger conger (European conger), 972 nucleotides. Its product is annotated as olfactory receptor 52L1-like. Gene Ontology annotation, cellular component: membrane. The record is from RefSeq and is a predicted model, not a curated record. Gene Ontology annotation, molecular function: G protein-coupled receptor activity; olfactory receptor activity. The transcript has a single exon. Gene Ontology annotation, biological process: G protein-coupled receptor signaling pathway. NCBI's taxonomy places the organism in Eukaryota, Metazoa, Chordata, Actinopteri, Anguilliformes, Congridae. The coding region runs from base 1 to 972 and encodes 323 amino acids.
AUGAAUGAAGAACUCCAGGGAACAUGGAACUCCUCACACACCACGUUCACGUUUUGGGGAUUUCCUGAAAUCCACCAGUACCGGCGUUUGCUCUUUCUGCCGUUCGCGGUAACGUACCUCUUGAGUUUGGCAGGAAAUUUCCUGUUGAUAUACGUAAUCGGGACCUGCCAGAGCCUGCAGGCUCCCAUGUAUAAACUCAUCUCCGGUUUGGCCGCGGUCAAUAUCGUGGUCCCUACAGCCAUCGUCCCCAACAUGCUGCUGGGCUUUCUGUUCGACUGGAACCAGAUCUCGCUGGCCGGCUGUUUGACCCAGAUGUUUGUUACUCACUUCUUCUCCUCUCUAGAGUCCACCAUUCUUCUGGCGAUGGCUCUGGACAGACUGGUUGCAAUUAGCCACCCACUCCGCUACACAGAGAUCAUGGACACCUGGGUGUUCGUAAAGCUGCUGGUGUUUAUGCUCGUAAGGAGCGGUGCAAUAAUGGCCACCCUGGUUAUCCUCGCCGGCUCUCUGGUGUUCUGCAGGUCGAACGUCAUCCGGCAUUCCUACUGCGACCACAUGGCUCUCGUUAGCCUCGCCUGUGACAGCACUACCAAAAACGACAUCAUGGGGAUGGUGGUGAUCGUCUCGUUUGUGGGCAUCGACAUCUCCGUGAUCGUCUUCUCGUACGUCAGCAUUCUGAACGUGGUUCUGCGGGCGGGAGAAGAGCGCUGGAAGGCCUUCCACACCUGCGGCACUCACCUGAUGGUCAUGCUCAGCUUCUACCUGGUGGGCAGCGUCACCUUCCUAUCUCACAACAUCGGAAUCGCCAUUCCCACGGACAUGAACACAUUCCUGGGAAUACUGUACAUUCUCUUCCCAGCCACAGUCAAUCCCAUCAUUUACGGCGUCCGCACCAAGGAGAUAAGGACCGCUGUAAUUAAAAUGUUCAAAAAGAGAAGUGGAAAGGUCUUGGACAAGAAUUUCUUCAAAUAA